Molecule: messenger RNA, 1882 nt
Organism: Ctenocephalides felis (cat flea)
Lineage: Eukaryota; Metazoa; Arthropoda; Insecta; Siphonaptera; Pulicidae
Product: peroxisomal N(1)-acetyl-spermine/spermidine oxidase
Exons: 4
Coding region: 134-1726 (530 amino acids)
Molecular function (GO): polyamine oxidase activity
Source: RefSeq, a predicted model, not a curated record
AUUUGAUCCUUAUACCAAGUACGUACCCCUUGAUUGGUUGUGUAUUAAAAUGUUUACCCCUUGGUUAUAUGUCAGAACGUCAAAAUGACAGAAGCAUGCUAAACUUUUUGACAGAAGAUGUUUCGAUAAUAUAAUGGAGGAUGGGCGUGCAGUAGAAAAUGUAGAUAAUAAAGUGCGCAUUUUGAUAAUAGGCGCUGGUAUGGCUGGAUUAUCGGCUGCUAAUCAUUUAAUUAAAAAUGGUAUAACUGACUUCAAAGUACUCGAAGCUAGAAGUAGGAUUGGAGGCCGAAUUAUUGGAAUUAAUGUAGGUAAUCAACCAAUUGAGCUUGGGGCAAACUGGAUACAUGGGGUGCUAGGAAAUCCUAUGUAUGAACUUGCUAUGGCAAACGGUCUCAUUAAUAUUAUAAACAUACCAAAACCACAUAAAGUUAUUGCUGUCACAAAAGAUGGUAAACAGGUUGCAUUUGAUGUUCUUCAAGAAAUUUAUGAAGCCUAUGUUUGUUUCCUCAGACGUUGUGAGGAAUAUUUUUUAAGUCAAUAUUUACCCCCUCCUGAUAUAAAUAGUGUUGGAGAACAUAUCAGUUUGGAAACUGCAAUGUAUUUAAAUGAAAUACCAAACUUAGAAGAUAGAAAAUUAAGACAAUUGAUAUUUGAUUGUUUAUUAAAACGAGAAACCUGCAUCACUGGAUGUCAUUCAAUGCAUGAAAUAGAUUUAUUGGAAUUGGGUAGUUACACUGAAUUACAAGGGGGUAAUAUUGUUCUCCCAGGAGGAUACAGCACUAUAUUAGGGCCAGUUUCAAAACAUAUUCCUAAGGAUAAUAUUUUACUUAAUACACCAGUUUCAUUUAUUAAAUGGGCUGAUAAACCCAUAGAAGAAUAUGAUGAAGACACUGGUGAUGAAUCUGAUCACUCAGGCAAAACAGUUAUUUGUGAAAAUGAAUCAUCAUUGCAUAUGCUUCCUGUGGAAGUAACUUGUGAAGAUGGGCAAAGAUUUGUUGCUGAUCAUGUUAUAUGUACUAUACCUUUAGGAGUUUUGAAGGAAUCUGCUGAUACAAUGUUUUCACCUAAAUUACCUUUAUAUAAACAUGAGGCAAUUGAACGCUUAUUAUAUGGAACUGUAGAUAAAAUAUUUUUAGAAUAUGAUAGACCAUUUCUUAAUCCAAAUAUAUCUGAAGUAAUGUUAUUAUGGGACGAUGACAGCAAUGAUAGUGAAAGCGAUAUGAAAAACAAUUGGUUCAAGAAAAUUUAUUCAUUCUCAAAAUUAUCGGAAACAGUGUUAUUAGGCUGGAUUUCUGGAAAGGAGGCAGAAUUUAUGGAAACACUGCCAAACAAUGUAAUUGCAGAACAGUGUACAAAGAUUCUUAGGUGCUUUUUAAAUGAUCCUUUUGUACCAAAGCCAAAGCAGUGUAUAUGCACCAGUUGGCAUAAACAACCUUACAGCAGAGGAUCAUAUACUGCAAUGGCAGUCGGAGCUUGUCAACUGGAUAUAGAAAAUUUAGCUCAACCCUUGUAUGCUAAUCCUAAACACGCCUUGCCUGUGUUACUUUUUGCUGGAGAACAUACUCAUAGUAAUUUUUAUUCAACGGUACAUGGGGCCUAUUUAAGUGGUCGAAGUGCUGCUCAAAUGCUUAUAUCCUCACAUAAGCCUCAAGAGAUAGUGAUGGAAUGUAGUGAAACAAAUGAUCUAAGUUCCUGGAUACAAGGAAUUUCAUUAGAAGAUCCAUAAUGAAAUUUAGAGAUAAAUAUUUUUUGGACAAGAAGGAAAAAUAAAAUUUGUGCACGCUUAGAAACAUUUAUAAAUAUACACAUGGGAAGAUAUAUAUAUAUGUAUGUGUCUUUAUGUAUAUGAUUAAAAGGUAAGGUUACCAUUUCAAAUUUUGCA